UUCUUCAUGAUCACCCUGUGCACCUACAAUUUACUAAAGAUUUGCAACAAUUAGUAAUAACAAAGGUGCAAGAAUACGUGUAAAUUAAACAAAACUUAUAUAUAAUGGGGACAAAAGAACGUUCCGACGUACUCGGCGAAGUUCUUAAACUAGAUGUGUUAUGGACAAAAAAAUUAGUAACAUUCGUAUUCCAAUAUAUACCAUUUACAAAAUUACGACUGCAUUGCAAAUGUUUGGAGAUAUCAUGCAACGGCAUUGCUUGGUUGGCUGGCUGGUUAGCAUUUAUUUGGAUAGCUGAUAGCAAAUCACUUUAUCAAAUGCAGUUAAAUCUGCUAUUUGGCCUAAUAUUAGAUAUCAUCAUAAUAGCUGUGCUGAAAGCAAUAUUUCGACGUCGGCGACCAGCAGUGUGUUCAGAUAUGCUCACAUUGGGACCUGAUAAAUUUAGUUUUCCUUCUGGUCAUGCGUCCAGGUCGGCGUUUAUAUUCAUGUUUUUCACCGUGCUAAAUCCAGUUUCAGAGAUAUUAUGGAUGCCCUUAUUUUCGUGGACACUAAGUGUGUGUUUGUCAAGAAUUUUACUCAGCCGGCAUUAUAUAUUAGAUGUACUUGGCGGUAUGGGUUUGGGUAUUGUUGAAGCGCUUAUUGUUGGUCUCCUGUGGAUUGGUGAAAAUGCUGCAUCAAGUAUCAUUAAUUAUGUCACCAAUGAUUAUUUGCCAGGUGGAGAAGAGUAAAAGUUAUUAAUUUUUUUAUAUUGCAUUAAAAACUUGCAAACUUGUUAAGCAAAAUGUUAGCCAAAACAACAAACUAAGCAUACGAAUAUAAAGUUUAGUCUGUGCAAUGGGAGAAAAGACACAACAGUUUUGUGAUAAAUACUAUGCUAACACCUAAGAUUUUGUAUUGUAUUAAUAAAAUAAAUAUUUUAAAAAUUAAAAAA
This is a messenger RNA of Bactrocera oleae (olive fruit fly), 931 nucleotides long. Its product is annotated as polyisoprenoid diphosphate/phosphate phosphohydrolase PLPP6. Gene Ontology annotation, molecular function: sphingosine-1-phosphate phosphatase activity. NCBI's taxonomy places the organism in Eukaryota, Metazoa, Arthropoda, Insecta, Diptera, Tephritidae. The record is from RefSeq and is a predicted model, not a curated record.